Molecule: messenger RNA, 1914 nt
Organism: Peniophora sp. CBMAI 1063
Lineage: Eukaryota; Fungi; Basidiomycota; Agaricomycetes; Russulales; Peniophoraceae
Source: the annotation of a GenBank genome assembly
AUGUCUUCCGCCUUACAAGGUUGGCAUCCGGGCGAACUGGCUCUACAGCUCAAGCUCGGCUUUGCUGGGCCAAUGACCUAUGUUUGGUCUAUGGUUGAAGAUGAGCUACGAGAGCAGCACCAAGUCUUUCACACCACGCGUCUGCCCUUCAUUCCUCUCACUACGCUGGACUCGGACGGGCGCCCAUGGGCAUGCAUGCUUUCUGGCGCCAAGGGCGAGCCCGGCUUCGUCACUAGCCCGAAUGUGCAUAGCCUACGUAUCAAGGUGCACUCUUGGGAUGGUGACCCACUCAUCGAGAACUUGCGCGUAUGGCAGAACGUAUCGCAUACCAAUCGCUUUUUAGUGGCCGGUCUAGGCAUCGAGUUGCCGACUCGUCGCCGAAACAAGUUUGCCGGAUCCCUCAACCCGGUGAAGACGAAGAAGACCGGGGAGUUCGAAUAUGAUCUCCAUCUCGAUGUCAACCAGGCAUUAGGCAACUGCCCCAAAUACAUCAACAUACGCGAAUUCGUACCACAUCCAGACACGAAUCCCUCCGUACUACACCGUGUACAUCACAUGGACCCAGAUAUGCGACUACCACACUCGGUCAUCGACUUCAUCCAUCGAUCUGACCAGUUAUUCCUCGCUACGAUCUACAGAGCGAAGGACAGGGACUCGUUGCAGUUCCCCUCGCAUGCUGGACUGAACCAUCGUGGUGGACUACCUGGCUUUGUACGCGUACGCCCUUCAGAUGGCCGGUCCAUCGUCAUCCCGGACUACUCGGGCAACCGCUUCAUGCAAUCUCUGGGAAAUAUAGAGGCGACGCCGCUAGCAGGGUUGAUGUUCUGUGACUUCAUCACUGGGGACAUGCUGUACAUCACCGGCAGCGCUACCACACUUCUUGGCGAAGAGUCCUUGGAUCUCAUGCCACGCCAGCCUGUAGUCACGGUCAUCGACCCCACGGGGUUCGUCUUCGUGCGAGAUGCGCUCCCCGUGCGCCAAGCGCCGGGCACGAAGGUUAUCCCGAGCCCUUACAGCCCGCCGAUCAAGCUGCUGAGGGAGGAAAAGACCGGCGAGUCGUUUGACAGCGGCCUCAUCAAAGCUCGCAUCUCGAAAGUCGUGAUCCACACGCACGACCUUGCCACUUUCUGGUUCGACACCGCGCCAGGUGCGCUGAAGUGCCGUCCCGGCCAGGCCGUUGCGCUUGAUUUCUCCGAUCUGCUCGGGAAGCCCGAGUACGCGCAUAUGGCUCCACUCGCGCCCUCAUCCAUCAACGACGACCGUGUACGCACCUGGACGGUAUCGAGUGCCGGCGUAGACGACAACGGUCGUUUCGCGAUGACGAUGCGCGAGAAGCAGGGUGGAAUGGUCACCGGGUGGCUUUUCUCCGUUAUCCGCAAGAUUGACGAGAAGAGACCGGAGGUGUUGGACGACAUGACGCCGCUCUCCGUCGACGUGGGAGUGGUUGGCGUCGACGGCGACUUCGUCCUUCCCGAGCACGACCCGAAAGUGCUCUUCAUCGCGGGCGGCAUCGGCAUCACUCCUUUCAUGAGCAUGCUCUCUGCUCUUUCGGCGCGCGGACCGGACGCCACCGGCGACGUCGUACUCGCGCUCGCUACCAGGGAGCCGCUUGUUAUGCUGAAGCUCGUCCGCGCGUCCUUGACGGACAUCGUUCCAGCUGGGGUACGCGUACAUCUGGACAUCUUCACAAACGCCAAAGUGCCCGCACUCGCGGGUCACGACUCCGCCUACGGUCCGGGACUCAGUGUGACCUAUCAUAAAGGUCGUAUACCAUCGGAGUACUGGAAGGACGUGUCGAGCGAGCGCGAGGUCAUGAUAUGUGGGCCUGGCGGCUUCGCAGACAACGCCAUCGAGGGUGUGCGGGCAGCUGGUGUACCGAACGAGAAGAUACUUCGUGAGGGCUUUGCUUAUUGA